CUUCAACAUUGAUCCGAACGGCAGCAUUGCUGAAUAUGCCAGACGUAUUGCAGCUAUGAAAGAGUGUGUUAUGGACAUAUUACCUUACGACAUGACGGUUGACUGUGCCACGGGGGCGUCACCAGCAGUUUCAUGUGUUAUUGUUCAGAUCAUACUUCAUUCAAGCUCGGUACCCAUCGAAGCUCGACAUACGAUAAUUGCAACAAUUUUAGAUAUAUGUACAGUCGAUGCUUUAUUUAAGCCAUCAUUCUUUGUCACCAUCCCAUCAAUUGAAGCUUAAAUGAGAAGGACAAAUACAGCAGCGCUUGUUGACGGACAUAUGGGUCAAGCUCAGAUCAUAUCCGAACAGAGUUUCGCGCUCAGAUACCGUGUUAUUCAUCAAACACUCCGUUUACGCGCGCGACCGUGAUGUUCAGCUUGGAUGAAGAAUACAAACACAGCGCCGCUUCUUUGAGAGGCCUCUAAACUUGUUUCCCAUCGUUAUCUAUUCAGCCCCUGAACUGACUUGUCAACUCUUUGCGCAGAAAAAAUGCCCCAGACCGGCGCCAACCUCAUGGCAGGGGCCUAUAUCUCUCUGGGUAGAAACAAUCUAUCACCCGGGUUGGAGACAACGACAUGCUCGCCAUCUUCAGGCUCGGGCUCUUUAACUUUGACCAUGUCUUCCCUCGUCAUCCAUGGUCAAGUCAAUCACCUCAGGCCGAGAGCCCUCGGGAUAACGGCCGGCUGUCCCUCUUCCCCAGCCUCCCUCGCACCUCAGCGUGCCGCCGCUGCCGCCACCAAAUUCGAUGCUGUCGUCGCUGCCGGUGGAUCCCAGCAUCAGUGGGGCCGAAGCCCAACGCAAAAGAAGCGAACAGUGGCCUUGCCCACUGUCAAAACAACAAAGUUAACGCUUGUGACGGGGGGCUAG
Podospora pseudocomata is the source of this 907-nucleotide messenger RNA. RefSeq lists its product as uncharacterized. The record is from RefSeq and is a predicted model, not a curated record. NCBI's taxonomy places the organism in Eukaryota, Fungi, Ascomycota, Sordariomycetes, Sordariales, Podosporaceae. The transcript is spliced from 2 exons. Bases 530 to 907 code for a protein of 125 amino acids.